This is a messenger RNA of Hyposmocoma kahamanoa, 2415 nucleotides long. RefSeq names its product heterogeneous nuclear ribonucleoprotein H3-like. Gene Ontology annotation, biological process: regulation of RNA splicing. Gene Ontology annotation, molecular function: RNA binding. The transcript is spliced from 8 exons. The record is from RefSeq and is a predicted model, not a curated record. Lineage: Eukaryota; Metazoa; Arthropoda; Insecta; Lepidoptera; Cosmopterigidae. Bases 152 to 1222 code for a protein of 356 amino acids. Gene Ontology annotation, cellular component: nucleoplasm; ribonucleoprotein complex.
CCUACUCUAUUUUAGAACAAGGCUGGCUGGCUGUUAAUGGCGGAUGACGCUAAAAGUUUAUUGAAAAAAAUUGAUAAUUUUUGUGAUUGUUAUUUGCUUGUUAAUCUGAAGUAUUCAUCUUGUAUUUGUUAUUUUUAAGUGUUGAGUAAAAAUGUUGGGAUCUGGGGACAGCACCCAUAUCGUAAAGCUGAGGGGGUUACCUUUCUCCACUACUGUUGAGGAUGUCCUCGAUUUCUUGAACGGCGUGAACGUGAUCAACGGCAAAGAAGGUGUACAUCUAACGGAGGUACGGCCGGGGCGUCCAUCAGGAGAAUGUUUUGUGGAGGUGCAAUCUCAGGAAGAUAUAGAGGAAGCAUUGAAGAAAGAUAAGGAGAACAUGGGGAAGAGAUAUAUUGAGGUCUUCUCAACAGAUCGCCAAGACAUGGAAUGGGCACUAAACGCAAUGCGCCAAAACGAAAAUGGUUUUGGAGGUAUCCCAAACCUGUCUGACGAUAUGGGCAUUGUCAAAUUGAGAGGUUUGCCUUUUGGGUGCUCCAAAGAGGAAAUCAUUCAAUUCUUCAACGGGUUACCAGUAGCCCCGGACGGGGUGCACUUGCUAUCGGACCACACGGGGCGGGCCUCGGGCGAGGCGUUCGUACACUUCACUGACAAGGCUAGCGCCCAGGAGGCCCUCAGCAGGGACAGGGAGAAAAUAGGACACAGGUACAUAGAGGUGUUCCUAAGCUCGGCUGACGAGGUCCGAUCGUACAGCGCCAGGAUGGAGGAUGGCUUCCGAUCAUCUCGGGGCUACCGACCCACACCGUACGACCGCGGCGAUCGGUUCCCGGGAGGACGUUUUGGUGCGAGAGGGCGCGGUGGAUACGGCAGCAGCGGAUACGGCGGCGGCCGUGGUGGGUUCCGUUCUCGCGGCGGUGGCGGUGGCGGCGGUGGCGGCGGCUCAUGCCAUUCCGUGCACAUGCGAGGGCUGCCCUUCAAGGCCUCGCCGCAGGACAUCGCCUAUUUCUUCAAGCCGAUCCGGCCGGUGAACAUCAACAUCCUGUACGACAACAGCGGACGGCCGUCGGGCGAGGCCGAUGUGGAGUUUGAGUGCCACGAGGACGCCAUGAGAGCGAUGCGGCGCGACAAGAAUAACAUGGACCACCGCUACAUCGAGCUGUUCCUGAACUCGUCGCCGGGCGGCUCCGCCGGCUUCAAGCCCAACCGCAGCUUCCGCAACUACUGAGCGGCGCCGGCGCCCGGCCGGGGUCACAUCGCAGAACAGCGCGGCCUUCGCAGGAACCACUACUCAACAUGCACUUCAGGCCCUUGCAACAGGAUCGCACGAUAAUGGAUUUAAACACACUUCGCGUUCGGAACGGUAUAUGCAGACAUGGGCAGCGGGUUAGAACCCUAUCAACCCAACAGGGUUUUUACCCAAAGCGACGGUUGUAACCCAUUUCUGUCCAAAAUUGUGGGCGAAAACGUAUACGCUUAAAAUAAUAAGGAAUAUAGUAUAAUUUCGUACUUAUUACAAAUUUCGAUUUAAAAAAUCUUUUUUUAGACAAACGAGAGGCACUCCACACGCCUUGCAAUCCUGUAAACUCUCGUUUCCUACUAAGGAUACGCAUUACGAUUCGAUUUUUAUGAUAAUCUCAAAACAGAGUAUUAAAAAACCGACCUCAAAGUUCGUAGAAUUACGUCUAUUUUCACACGCAAAAUAGGCGCCUUGACGUCGAGUUGUGGCUACCAGCCCGUUACGCCAAGUACCAAGUGCGUCUAUUUUCAAAAUUUUAUUGAAAUCGGUUACCGGAAAGUGCGCGAAACCGUUGGAGGUGGAAUAUUUUUUUCAAAUUUAAAUGGAACCACUACCAAGGUAACUAACAAGAAAUAAUCGUCAGAAUCCUUUCACAAAUUAUCGGAGUUAUCGAGUAACAUACAAAAGAAAUACAGUUGAAUUGACAACAAUUGACUUCAAAAAGGAGGACUUUUUGAAGUCGGUUAAAAAUCGGUUCAAAUGUAUACGAUAACGAGGUUUUGUCGCUAUCGAAUAGUUUCAAUACGAUUUUCAAGCGAAUCGACUCAAUUGAAAAGCAAAAUAUAUAAGCAAGCAUUAAACAUUUUGAAAUAAUAAUAUCAUUACAUUUGAACAAAAUACUCGAUUUACAAAUAUUUAGUUGUAAAUAGUUUUUGCCCUCGAUUUCGGGCAUUAAUGGUUCUUAACCCGUUAAACCUAGCGUUAACAUAGCGCCGGGUUACAACCCAACCGCUUGCCCAUCUCUGGUACUGUAAUAUCUUCAUGCGAGGGCCAUUUACUUGGAGAGAGUUUAUCGCCCGCUAUUUCUUUGUUAUUAAUAAUUAUAACAGACUAGUGGAGUAAUAACAUUAAAAAAAAAAUAACAUCAUGAUAGUAAAACAUUGUGACUCACAAUGUUUUAC